AUGGGCAGUUCGCCAGUGCGAGCACUUUUCGGAGGGGAGCGGAUAUUGCCAUGUGGACCCGCUACAGCCGCGAGGCUUCGGGUUCUUGGUGGAGCCCUGUGGAUUUCCCAACUUCUUCAGCCCGGGAAGGCAGAGUUUGCGAAAGAUUCCAGCCUAUGUGGAAGUGGCUCGCGUAGAAAUCCAGUUGAAGACAUCCCGCGAGGUUUUCUUGUGCCCGCGCCGAGUGCCUCUGGCAAUCCUGGCUGUGCCCCGGGCCGGCUCUACCUCUGUUGCCAACUGGGCGGGACUCUUGGACGGCCUUGA
Symbiodinium pilosum is the source of this 303-nucleotide messenger RNA. The record is from the annotation of a GenBank genome assembly. NCBI's taxonomy places the organism in Eukaryota, Dinophyceae, Suessiales, Symbiodiniaceae.